Messenger RNA from Didymosphaeria variabile, 1059 nucleotides. Its product is annotated as c-5 sterol desaturase. Gene Ontology annotation, molecular function: oxidoreductase activity; iron ion binding. Bases 1 to 1059 code for a protein of 352 amino acids. Lineage: Eukaryota; Fungi; Ascomycota; Dothideomycetes; Pleosporales; Didymosphaeriaceae. Gene Ontology annotation, biological process: lipid biosynthetic process. The transcript is spliced from 2 exons. The record is from RefSeq and is a predicted model, not a curated record.
AUGGAUCUCGUCCUCGAGGGGUUCGACACUUUUCUAUUCGAUCCCAUCUAUGCAGCCGUUCUGCCCGCGAAGACGCCCGGCCUUUCUCCCAAUGGCACUUUUUCGAGCUUGAGGGAGGUGCCCACCGCCGCUCCCUACGCCGCGCAAAACAACUGGAAAUAUGAGCCUGCGAGCCAGUACCUGAGCUUUACGCCCGGCAAGUAUGCCUACAUGAGCGAAUGGGCCCGCGACGACUGGCGCAGACAGCUGGUAACCCUAUUCUUGAUCACCUGGCUCUUUGGCCUCGUAAUAUACUACGUCUUCGCCACGCUUUCCUACGUCUUCGUAUUCGAUAAGGCCACCUUCAACCACCCCAAGUACCUCAAGAACCAGAUUCGCCUCGAGAUGCGCCAAACCAAUGUCGCCCUUCCUAUAAUGGCUGUCUUCACUACCCCUCUCUUCCUUCUCGAAGUCCGCGGAUACUCCAAGAUUUACGACAACUUCGAUGAGGCCCCGGGCAUGUGGUACAACUACAUGCAGUUCCCCUUCUUCUUCAUGUUCACCGACUUCUGCAUCUACUGGAUUCACCGCGGUCUGCACCACCCGCUAAUCUACAAGCACCUUCACAAGCCUCAUCACAAGUGGAUCAUGCCGACUCCUUACGCCUCGCACGCUUUCCACCCCAUGGAUGGCUACGCGCAGGGUUUCCCGUACCACCUCUACCCAUUCCUAUUUCCGCUGCAGAAGUUUGCUUACGUCUUCCUCUUUAUCUUCAUCAACAUCUGGACCGUCCUUAUCCACGACGGCGAGUACGUUGCCGACAAUCCGAUCAUCAACGGUGCGGCGUGCCACACCAUGCACCACCUGUACUUUAACUUCAACUACGGCCAGUUCACCACCCUGUGGGACCGCCUCGGUGGCAGCUACAGGAAGCCGGCCGACGAGCUCUUCCAAAAGGAACUCAAGAUGUGUCACUCCACAUGGAAGAAGCAGAACCAAGACAUUGACAAGAUGAUUGCCGAAGUCGAAGGCUCGGAUGACAGGAAGUACACGCCGGAGGAGCCCAAGAAGGUCCGUUAA